Messenger RNA from Lingula anatina, 1682 nucleotides. RefSeq names its product beta-1,3-galactosyl-O-glycosyl-glycoprotein beta-1,6-N-acetylglucosaminyltransferase. Gene Ontology annotation, molecular function: acetylglucosaminyltransferase activity. Gene Ontology annotation, cellular component: membrane. The record is from RefSeq and is a predicted model, not a curated record. NCBI's taxonomy places the organism in Eukaryota, Metazoa, Brachiopoda, Lingulata, Lingulida, Lingulidae.
CUGCAUGGAUUGCGGACAAUAGAGGCUUAUCCAUGCUGCUUACUGAUCAAUAGAGUGCAAUAGAAAUCUCUAUAUAGACUAAACACAAUGCCAAGUGUAAUUACGUGGCCACAAACAUAUAUUACACUAGUGCAGCAGAACUUAAAGGCCAGUGCACUGUCCAGGAUACUCAUAUAUAUAUAGAUCUACAGUAGCCGCUGGCCGUACGGAAGGCCAUGGCGAGACGCAAGAGGAACGCCUACUAUACCUGCACCGUGUUGAUAUUUUCUAUUUACCUUUUUCUAAAAAUGCAAAUUUUCCAACAGAGUUCCACCUCUGACACAAGUGAGGCUAUUGACUACUUUGUUAUUCAAGAUUCUCAUAAAAGUGCGGAUAGAGUGAACCACACCCAACACCAGUUCAGGUCCGACUGCCGCAGAUUAUUAGAGGGAGAUCGAGAAGAAAUUCUUUACGCCAAAAGCCGAGUAAAGAUGACCAAACCAAAAUUUAUUUCCGAUCACGCCUUUGGAGAAUUGACAUCAAAUUGUGAUACCUUUAAAAGGACGCGUGGGUACGUUUUAAACUCACUAGAAGAAGAGGAGCAAUUUCCUAUAGCAUUUAGUAUUCUACUAUACAAGGACGUGCAUCAGACAGAACGUUUGUUACGUGCAAUAUACCGUCCUCAAAAUACGUAUUGUAUACAUGUUGACGCUAAAUCAUCUGAAACGGUGCACAUAGCUAUUCGAAACAUUGCCAAGUGUUUUGAUAACGUUUUUAUAGCGUCUAAACUAGAGCGCGUAAUCUAUGCUGGUUUUUCUAGACUCAAAGCAGAAAUUAACUGCAUGCAUGAUUCCUACAAAAGACCAGAACAAUGGAAAUACUAUAUUAACUUGCCUAGUCAAGAAUUCCCUCUGAAAACUAAUUAUGAAAUGGUCCAGAUUUUGAAAUUAUACAACGGUGCUAAUGACAUCGAAGGGAUAACAGGGCGACGCUUGAGUGGAAUAGCCUACAGAUUCAGGUAUCACUGGGACAUACAAGAAAAGAAUGGGAAGCGCAUUUAUAAUAAUACUCGGAUUCUGAAGAGCAAGCCGCCAAAUAAUAUCACAAUAAUUCGAGGCAGUGCAUAUGGAAUUUUCAGUAGACAGUUUGUGAGGUUUAUUUUAAUUAAUCCGUCGGCCAAGGCUUUGUUAGAAUGGUCCAGGGACACUUACAGCCCCGAUGAAUAUUACUGGGCCACGUUAAACUUCUUGAAGUACAACCCGCACUUGAAUACUCCUGGGGGUUAUGACGGUGUGCCGGACUCCAAGCCUUGGUUGGCGGUAUGGGCUGCUUGGAAGGGCGUGGACAAAUGUUACGGCAAAUGGCAACGGGGGAUAUGCGUUUUCGGUGUCGGAGAUCUUCAAUUCAUGGUUGAGAGAAAGGAAUUAUUUGUUAACAAGUUUCUUUAUGACUAUGAACCACUGGCUCUAGAAUGCGCCGAGGAAUGGCUUCGCUAUAAACAAAUGGCAGUAUUACCAAUUGACUUAAGUUAUUAUCGAAAUUUGACUUUUUUAAGAAAAGAAAAGAAUUUGUAAUUUACAUUUAAUUCAUUUGUCAUCAUCAUCAUCAUCAUCAUCAUCAAAUAAACACAUACGAAUGAUACGCAUUUUGCGUGAACUUCAUAUUUUGAUACCCAUAACACAUACAUGUUAUUAAGGGAUCGU